Asparagus officinalis (garden asparagus) is the source of this 612-nucleotide messenger RNA. RefSeq lists its product as uncharacterized. The coding region runs from base 53 to 361 and encodes 102 amino acids. The record is from RefSeq and is a predicted model, not a curated record. NCBI's taxonomy places the organism in Eukaryota, Viridiplantae, Streptophyta, Magnoliopsida, Asparagales, Asparagaceae. The transcript is spliced from 5 exons.
AGAGGAGGAGGGUCGGCUGGCGGUGCCUGACGUCAGCGAUGAUGGUUGUGAGAUGAAGGCGCCGUCGCUUAUCGAAGGCUCAUCAGCGUCGGAUGGAAGGAUAGGGAAGAGAAGGACGUUAUGUGAGCUUCAAGAGGAAGAAAAAGUAUUGUUAGGAGAGAAGAAUGAGCUUCAAAAGGAGAUGGAAUUGAGGAGGAAAGCUUACGGUGCUUUGGAAGCGGAGAACCAGAGGCUAAAGAGCCAACAGAUAAGUUUUGAGGCAGAAGAUAGAGUUUCUGUCAAGUCUACAGCAGCAGCCUCAAGUUCGAGUUCUCACUUCAUUCUCCCAGACCUCAACGAACCGCCUUCAGAAAUUUUUUGACCGACAAAAUGGAUGAGAUGAGUUUGAUUUGCAAGUGGUUUUAGCAAAUAAGCACAAAAUGUACAUAAAGGGACAUGUAGUUUCAUAGCAUGAGGAGGGUUAGAGGAUAAUUCUGUUAUCCGAGGCUUGUUUUUGGACAAGUGAUCAAUUAUGUUAACUUAUUUCUUUUAAUAUGUUCUUCUGUUAUUAAAACCGAUUGUUUGUAUCAUAUUCUUUUUGAUGAUAGUUAAAGUUGGGAAUUUGUUAAUCAA